AGUUCGUCCAGCAUGUUCAUUCUUGUAUCGAAGAUAUUAUUGCUCAAGAUAAUUCUUUUCAUCGAUUCGCGUUCUAUUAAAACAGUUAUCUUUACUUAGAAUUUUAUUGUCAGAAAUAGAGUUUAAUUGCGAUGCAAUGCAUCCCAGGGUGUGUGAGAAUGUGAGCCUGCUCAGUUGAAUAAACAUGAUGGGGACGAGAUACGCAUCAUAUAGUCUAAAGCUUGCUAGUCUACAUGACGCUUAUCAACGAUUACUUUAUGGAACUCAGCCGAUACCUUCUGGUUUUGACGUCGCAAAUAUAUUGAAAUAUUUUUCUCAAACCUUGCUAUGCCUGUUAAAAGAAUCAUCUGUUUCGCCGUUCGAUAUGAUCAAAUUGCAACAGCUCGAUGGAGAACGAAUGGCUUUGUUCCCAAAUUUGGAUUACAAGCAGCUUUAUAAUGCGUUGACGCAGAUGAUCGACGUUACACCGUUGAUCCAUGUUGGCUUGCCAGCAUUCGGGAAAGCCUUGCUACAAUGUCUAGCGUGCAUGCUGUUAUUCUUGGAUCACGAUCUAAUCGACAAUUUAUCGUAUUUAACUGCCAGUACGAUAUCAGUACUUCCCGUGGAGCUGCAUGAAGAAAUUGUCAAUUAUCUCUGUUUUUACAUUUUACCGUUUGCCAUCACAAGGAAACCUGAAAUUGGAGACGAAAGUGCCGCUAGUCAAUCAGUGGCCGCUGUUAUAAUGAUGGUGUUUCAGUAUUCCAAUAAUCCAGCGCAUCAUUGUCAAUUGCUGGAGUGUUUAAUGGCUCUAAAGCCAGGAGUAGUGAAAGACAUUCUUUGCGUUAUCGCUUACGGCACUGCAUCAGCAAGAGCAUCAGCUGCAAAAUUACUGUUUUACUACUGGCCUUCAUUUAAUCCAAAUUUAUUCGAUCGCCGUGCAGUGUUAGUAAAAUUUGCUAAUGAUUUCACCCCAUUCGUAUGUCAACGAGAUAGCUGUCCGAAUGCCGGCAAUGCGGAAGCUGCAAAAGUCUGUUACAAUCAUGACAUUUCCAUCACAUACGCUGUUGAAUCUCCGCCUCCUCUUUAUCUCUGCAUCGAAUGCGCGAAUGAGAUUCAUCGAGAACAUCCAAAUCAAAUGUUUUACGACAUUUUGCAUCCAAUGCAACAGGUGUCCAUGGUUUGCGAAAACAAGAACUGUAGAGGGAAGGAUAAAUCAGCUAUCAGUGUUUGCUUUUCGACAGAAUGCGCAAGUUACAAUGGAAAUCAUCCUAUACGAUAUUGUCAACAAUGUCAUAGUAUUCGUCAUAACAAUCGUCGUGGCGGUGAUCACGUUUAUCACAUGGCGCUUCCGCACAUUUCGCAGCUGGAGCCGCAAGCGCAAACUUAUAUGGUUCAAGCGAUUGUCAGUUUGCUCAGAGAAGCUGAACCGAUAAGUAUCGAUAGCAAUCGGGACACGACAGAUAUAAAUGCUAGUACUAGCAAUAAGGGUGGCAUAGGAUUCGUAGGAAGUAGCAGUGGCGCAAGUAGCGGUGCUGGCGGUAUCGGGAGUACGUUCGGUCAUUGCGACCCUACGAGCUUAGAGGAACGACAGCUCCUCGGCAGAUAUGGCGUAUGGCUGCUAGUGGGACUUUGUACCCCUAACGAAGAUACCCCGGUUGAAAUACUGGGCCGUUUAUUAUCAAUGUUAUUUCAUUGGUUUCAUGUCACUGCCUACUGUUUCGAUGGGCAGGCAGAAAGCGCGCUUGAAAAGUUAAAAACAGAGUACGUUUGCGACUGGCUCUCAGAAGUUAUGAAAACGCACUAUGAAGUAUUCAUUUCCUGUCUUUUACCACAUCCUGCGGACUACGUCAGGGUCGGAGGUCAUUGGGAAACCUUGGCUUCUCGGACAUCGCAUUUAAAAGACGGUUUGCAUCGGCUGUUUUGUCUGGUACCGUACGAAGUGAUAACGCCUGACGUAUGGGAUUACGUGAUGCCGCAUUGGAUGGAAGCAGUGGUAAAUGACGUUCCAGAAAAUGAACUUCAGGAGUUAAAGAUAAUAUUGAGCAAAAUUUUGGACCGGGACAUGAAUUCUUUAGGAUUUGACAUAAAGAAAAUGUAUAACUUUAUAGCAAAACGGUUCGUCAAUACGAGCGCUAAAGUACAAGAACAGGCUCUUCACUGGUUGCAAACACUUACUAUGCUGGAAAUAACAUUACCCUUGGAUCAACUAUUUUCAAUAUUUAGCAACGGAGUAGCUGUUAUGCAAUCAAUGAGCUUGGCAGAGUCAGAAUUAAAGCCAAGCAAGUCUACGAAAGAAGAUGAUGUAAACAUUACAUGUCCCAUAGUGGAAAAUGAUUCGGGGAAAUCGACACCACUUUCCGAUGAUGUAGUGCCAACACCAAGACAUAUAGAAUUUUUGACGAAUGCGGAACUUAAUUUAUCUUGUUGUAUUCUCAUGCUUGAUAUAUUAUUGAAACAAAUGGAACUUCAAAAUGUAGACAAGCAUACUGGAAUUAAUACACGAGUUUGUCGAGAUGCUUGCCGUUUAAUGAAAUCCAUAAUUGCAUCCAAUUGGAACAACUCUCACGUCUGCGAUAAUACUUCAGACAUCGAAUGUUCUUAUUGUGAGUCAAGGGUAAUCUGGCACCAACUAUGUCUACAAUUGAUUACUUACAUGGCAUCAGAAAAUCCGGCAUAUCCUCCCGACACAAUUGUGGAUGAAAAUGCGGACGAUAAUGCUCGUAAAAGUUCCCCAGAAACAACAAAGAAGGGUGAUUCGAAACCGGAUGUGGUCAUCAACAUGCCCAUACCAGAAAUGCAUUCUGUCGGCGGAGUCUUAGUUCAUAUGCCACACUUCUUCGAACAGAUUAUGACAGCGACAGUAGAGACAGUUUCGGAACAGCUGGACCUCGCAGCUAUCAUGCCAACGGAGAAGAUUAUGUCCGCCGUUGCGAGAACGGUUACACUGUCAGAAACAGACGUCGCUACCGCAACAGUGAGCGUGGCAAAACCACAUCUGAUAGGUGAAAACGAUGAACCCGUGAGUUUAAGUCCAGAAGCUGAUUCGGAUGACUUUUGGCAUACCUCCGUAGGAAAGUUUCGUUUUACGAUAGAAGAAUUACCAGAACAACUUCAAUAUAUUCAUAAAUUACUAAAGGAAAUAAUGACCAUCGACAAACCGGACAUUCUUUACUACAUGCUGCAGUGCUUAAAUGUAAUGUGCUUGUAUGGUGACGCGUUUAAUACUGCAGUGAAGGAUCAUCAAGGAUUCUUUAUAUGGUGCCAAGAGAAUUUAUUAAUAAAAAAUUUAUGGGAACUCUUAAACGCAGAACAUUCGCAUAUAGCACAAGUGACCGUUCCGUUAUUAUUGCAUUGUGUAACAUUACCCUGCGGCACCGACACUUUCUGGCGGCUGGUACAAGAAGAAUUUCACAAUUCUGAUUGGCGCGUUAGAUUCGUCGCGGUCGAACGCGUUACAUUAAUUGCAAGAUUUAUGGAUUCAACGCCAUUGCGGAACAUAUUAAGUCUUCAAGCUGCAUUAGCAAAUGCGUUCUGUUAUUUAAUAACAAGUAUGGAUGACAAUAAUGUGUAUGUUGCGCAACGUGCUACCUUGUAUCUUGGUACUAUUCACGAUACAGCAAUUAGGUCGUUAAUUUUAUGCCUGGAAACACAAUUUGAUUCCGUAAUAGUAGACCGGCCAAUGGUAUUGCAAUCGCUUUAUCAGCUACACAAUAGUCUUAGCGAUCGACGUAUCUUAACGUGGGAAUUUUUCUUGAAUCGAUUUGAUACGUUAUUUCUCGAGGCUCAAAUCAACUUGGAGAAGUCGGGGGAUGUGACUUAUUUGCGCGAUUUAAAAAAUACGGAUAUGAAUAGCGAAAUAUUUAUGAAGAAAUUACAUCGCGCACAUGAAGCGUUAUCUCAGUCUGACGGUAGUGGAACAAGUUCCGUAAAGACACUGAGUGCGAGUUUUGGCACAAAAUGGCCUUACAAGCGUACGAUGUCCGCACCCGCGUCGAUGAUACCUCGACAAGAUACUAAGCAAGAAAAGGAAAAGGUGUACAGCCGACAGUAUUCUGCGCCGAUCUUGAAAAGGAAGAGCUCGAGAUUCGGAUUGGAUGGUCACAUACAUUCAUUGAACAUGGUCGACGAAGCUAGUACGUUGCCAGGAUAUACUCAUAAAAUCGUGGAUCUUGAAGAAGCAGAUAAAGAAACUAUGCAUUUACUAGUCUUUCUCUUAAUGCAAUUUCUAUCGAGACAGGAUCAGGCCUAUCCGACGGAUGAAAAACCAAUGUCGAAAACGCAGGGUAUAGUCUUGCGGCACUUAUAUCUUCUGUUGGGAUACAAUCAGACUGAGCGCACUUUCCAUACCACUCCGCAACGUUUAAGGUUGUCGCCAGCGUUUAACGUCUUUAUUGCUAAUUUGCCACAACUAUUAGACCAGAAUCAUGUAAUGGGCUGGUUGAUGACGCCAUCAGUUUUGGCGAUAUUACAAUAUUGCCCUUGCCCUCCGCAAUCUACACCUCCAACUGAUCAUCAACCACCGAACUACAGUCUUUGGUAUUUAGAACCACACAUCAGGCGAUCUUGGUUGAUGUCUUUACUUGUUAUUUUAUACAAGUGUCAAUAUGGGCAACAGCCAUGGUGUAAUCAGCUUCAAGCAUUAGUGAAGAUAGUUUUGAAUACGCUUAAUACUCAGCAUCAUCAGUGUAGAAGAAUACCAGCGACUAUAGUUAUGGGUGCACCGCCUUCGAGAUCUCGUGAUGUGUCUCAACCCUCGCUCGGAAUAGAACAUGAAUUGACAACAAACACGAUAGGAGAAAUAGAUACGGAAACUCCACCGAUGCGUGCACCAAUCUCGGUGCAUCAACGCAGUCCUGGAGGAAUGCACGGGCAAAUGGAAACUCAUUGGGAAGAGAAUAAUAGUCCAGCGUGUCGUUAUUUCAACAAACAUUUUACAAGUUAUUCGAUCAAUGCGGAUGAUACGGAGUCCGAGCUGGCAGCGAUUCCUGAGAGCCCAAAAUCUGACAGCACCUUACAUGGCAGUAGUGGAGGAUCCCUUGGGGAAUUAGAAGAAACAAUUCCCAGAAAUGCAUCUCUUCAAGAACCACAUAUGUCGAUUGUGUUGGAUGGGACAGUUGAACCAAACAAUCGAAAUAUUAAUAAGCCAAAAGCAGAAUCCGUGACGAAGCCUAUAUGGUUCUUAGGUGGAAAUGAAGAUGAAGUUAAUCAAGGAAAUAAAAGCGGCUCUCAAAAGAAAUGGAGCGUAUAUGAAGGAGUGAAAAUGAUGGUAACAAGCACAUUUCUCACUGGACAACAAGAGCCUCCAAGAUUUUUCCCUAAAACAGCUAUGCCAACAAAAAAUAGCAAAGGACAUUUACCUUACAACGGAGACACAUCGAAAACAUACGAUUUAUCGAGUGCUUUAACACUUGCUACCAGCAUAUCUCAUAUUCAAAAACCUGAAUUACCAAAGAUAAAGGAUAAGGAGGUAGAAAAGAAUAAGGGAAAGGAGAAAGAAAAGGAAAAGGAGAAAGAGAAAGAAACUGAAAAGGAAAAAGAGAUGGAAGAAAUGGAAGAGGAGAAACAAAAAGAAAAGGAGAAAGAAAAAGCGCUCGUUAAAACUGUUGGUAUCAAUAAUAUCGAGCCUCUGAACGCUAAACAUUUAGGUAGACAGAAACACGUGGAACAGAUCACAAUUACAGCAACAUCGCCGAUUUCACCUUGCCAAGUAAUUACAGUGACAAACAGCGAUAAUUCGAGUUCACCGGCAUUGAGUUCUUCUAUAUCAUCGCAAAUCAUAAGUACAGAGAAUGGACAGCAAAUAGGUGAUCCUCCUAUUGGUCUGCAACCGUUAAUGACUACUCCGACCGUUGAACGAUUGCUUCCCAUCGGUACAAUAGCUCGAGCGACUGGAUCACGAACUGCGCAACGUGUAUUAAGAUGCGAAGAUACAUAUGGCUCUCCAGAAUCACCAUUGUCAAAAAUGGACAUUUUGACAGUCAGUUCCUCAUUUGAACAAGACAGCGAAACUUGUAUGUCCAGUGAUAUUACGAGUCCGCAUAGCGUUUCCCAGCUGGAAUUUCCAACGCCGGAACGAUUAUUGCCGGUUGGGCCUCAAAGAGAUUUCCCCAGCUUAGUCGAGCGAGUACGUCAAGCUCUCGAUAUUUCAGAUAUCCAAGAUACAAAUAAUAAGUUGAACGAAGAUGUAAAACGUGACAUCCAUGGUAUGACACUCAUGAAACAGGAUAGUGGAGCAUCUGAUAAUGUGUCAACAUCACUCGUACCAACGUGCAAUGAAAUUAAUUCGAGUAGAUCGCCAAGUCCGAGAAGACUAAUUAAACAGGUGGCUUUGGAAUCGUCUCCUCCAGCGAUCGAUCCUGGAGAUUUCGUUUUGAAAAUAGCAGAUCAUGAUCAGAAGAUUAAGUCGAAGGAUCAAUUUCGAAUUCAACGUGACAGAGCACGGAAGAUCACCGCUAUAACGGAUCAAGAUAUGAUUACUCACGCGAGACGAAUGGAAUCCUGGUCUGGCCCACAAGUCCAACAAAAUUUAGAUUUUGUCUCUCAACAAGCGUACCAUGCGGAUUUUAAUUUAAAGCAAAGUUUAUUUCGCAUUGGCGAUGAUUGCAUUUACGAUAGAUGUUCGGAGUGCGGAACGAUAAGAGAAGAAUAUUCUGAUGAAGAACUUGGAUUGUGUAUAAUAACUUUGGGAACGUUUAUUCAUCGAGAGCCAUCCCUAGCGGCACCGUUAUUACCGGAAAUACUCGGUGUGGUUACCAAGGUUGCUCUUAAUGCAAUGUAUCCCUGGCAAAGCGAAACAAAUAUGCAUCUUCCAGGUGGUGCAGUCAGCGUAGCGCACCAAUUUCUCAGAUGUGUUCUUCAUCAAUUAGCACCUAAUGGAGUAUUUAUGCAAAUGUUUCAGACUCAUUUAAAUGAAACGACAAGGUUGCAAUUUUUCAAAAGCGUUGCGCAAGCUUUAGUCGAUUUUAAUGAAUUAAAUCCAAUCGCACCAUUGCAAUUGUUGCUUGAGACGUUAAACAUGAAAAAGUCGUUGCCACUAGAACGGCUACCAAUUAUAUUAUAUAAUAUAGCAUGUUACUUGGACUGUUUGCCAUUGGAAGCAGGAUUGGGUCCUGCUGCGGCUACAUGGAGUGGAUUAUUGACACAAUUUGAUGGAUUAUUUCGAAGACUCGUUCUUAUGCUUCCUUCCAUCGAGGAUAUUACUCCUCUCUUACGAAUUAUGAUUUCAAUAUUAAAAGUUCCAGGGAUUCAACAAUCGAAGGGAAUGCUGGAUCCAUUCUCCAAAAUAUUAAGUUAUGCUAUACAAAACUCAACAUUGCAAUAUAAUUAUUUAACGGACUUGUGCUAUUUAUGUCAUAGAGGAUUUACUCGUGAUCGUGACAAACAUUUUUUUGGAAGGACGAUUGUAUUCGAAUUAAUUCAGGCCAUCAAAUUUAAAAUUACAAUACCGGACUCCAACUUUUUAUUAUUGCUUCAAUUUGUGCUCCAAGAUAUUGGAGGAUCUUUGCCUAAUAGUGUCGUUGCAAUGGAAAAUAAUAUUCAGACAGACAUGUCGCCGAUCUAUAAUACGAAUGCCUCUGAAUCUUUAAAGAAUCAGUUAUCGGAUGUCCUCGAAUUUUUAACUGAUUUUCAUACUUUAAGUAAAAUCAAGAGUUAUAACAAAGGUAUGCAAGCAGGAUUAAACGAGGACACGAUAGGCGGGAUGUUAAAGUGUGGCCUUGCUCAAUACGUAGCUUUAGAAAUUACGAGAGGCAACAAUAGAGAGAACAGAGCCGUAGCACGUUACUUACCAUGGUUAUACACCGUACCAUCUAUACAACAAGGAGCUCGCGAAUACGUCGAUUGUAUUGGCCACAUCAGACUCUUAUCCUGGCUGUUACUGGGAUCACUUACGCAUAUAGCAAUGUAUACUGGCAACAAUAACAGUCAUUCUCAUUCAACGGUACCGUUGGCGCAACCGAUACCUCAAGAAGUAUCUUGCCACAUCGCAGAUCACAUACAAGUCAUUUUCUCGGGGUUUCCUGAACAAUCAAAAACCUCGGUCCUUCACAUGUCCUCGCUCUUCCACGCGUUUAUUCUUUGCCAACUUUGGACAAUGUAUUUGGAAGAAAUGUCUAAGAAUAACGUAACAAACAGCGAGAGCCACAAUGUUACCAUGAAUAUCUUAUUAGAAUUUUGGGGAAAGAUAACGCCAUGCAUUUUGCAACUCGUUUCAUAUUCGAAAGCUCUCUCUGAAAUGCUUAACUUACAUUUCUUAAGCUUGUUAGAGGCCUUAUUAGAAUGCGGAUCAAUCUUGUUGAGCAAAUUACUACCUCUAUGGAAUGCUAUAUUAUUUUCUCAUCAUGUUCAACUACCAGGACAUUUACAAAUGCGGUUGCAAAAUUGCCGCGAUUUUCCACCGAAUAAAAUGGCGGAAAAUUUCGUUACUAAUAGAAGAGAAUCAAACGCGAUACUUUUACGAUGGUUACAUCGUUUACAGUUUAAGAUGGGCCAAAUAGAAAUGCAAUCUUCUACCGCCACGCAAUUCUAUUCCAUUUAAAAAAAGAAGAAAUUUAAA
Molecule: messenger RNA, 8533 nt
Organism: Atta colombica
Lineage: Eukaryota; Metazoa; Arthropoda; Insecta; Hymenoptera; Formicidae
Gene: unc79
Product: protein unc-79 homolog
Exons: 47
Coding region: 185-8515 (2776 amino acids)
Molecular function (GO): protein binding
Source: RefSeq, a predicted model, not a curated record